This is a messenger RNA of Xenopus laevis (African clawed frog), 5622 nucleotides long. RefSeq names its product vomeronasal type-2 receptor 26-like. The transcript has a single exon. Lineage: Eukaryota; Metazoa; Chordata; Amphibia; Anura; Pipidae. The coding region runs from base 3040 to 3912 and encodes 290 amino acids. The record is from RefSeq and is a predicted model, not a curated record.
UCUGCUUUUAUAUGUAUAGUAAAUAAAAUUAAAUUUUUUAUUACUUUUACUGGACUUCACGGUGCUCCGCUGUUUUUUCUUCUUCUCUUUGGAAUUUAUUUGACCGCAUGGGAUGGCGGCUGGGUGUGCAGCACGUUGAGUCCAGCGUCUGGUUAGUGCUCCCACUAAACACAAUUUUUUCUGGACGUCUCAGAAAUCCUGCCAGAUACAAGGCCAAAGCAUUCUACAGACCAAAUUCUACAUCUGGGGAUCUCUCCAAUAGUCUUAUGUUAUGUGACAAGGCAGGAUUGAGGGUCUACGGUGGCAGCUUUAGGAGGACAGCCACAAGGCAACUCUAUACAGGUGAGCACCUUGCCCCAUGCGGCAGUGAGCAGCCAGUUACAGAGGGCAGCAAAAAAGCACCUCCUGUAACUUUAAGAGCCAAAUUUUUGUUUUUCAAACCAGAAAUUCGGCUCUGCUAGUGCAAAAAGUGCUGUAGCGCUCAUUGUGCUAGUGAUGCAGGCCCUCUUGACCUGCUCAGAUGCUAAACUUUUCCCAUUUAAUAGUACCUUAACAAGUACUCAAUAAUAUUUUAUCUGUGCAACACUGCAAUCUCAUUCAAAUAGUUAUUGAAUAUUAAUAGUUAAUAUGUAAGUGCAGAUUACAUUAUAAUAUGUUUGGAGUUGAGAUCAGCUUUUAUUGUGUAACCUGCGCGGUAAACAUGAUGGUUGAUCCCAAUUUAAUUAAUAGGGAAAAAAGAUAAAUAUAUAGAAAAGCCGGUGUUUUUUUCUGGAAAAGGUGGCAACUCUACCUGCACUGCUUAAUAUGUGCCAAUAUAAAGCUGUCCCUACAUAAAACUUCUUAGAACUACAGCUCUCCAUCAGAACUUGUGUUCCACACACAUUUAAAUAGUUUUGCAUGCUGUCCACCACAAUAACCAUAACGAUUGCCCAUUUCUUUGCACUGGUUUAGAUUUUUAAUCGGCAGUUAAUGGAUCUCCUCUGUCUUCAAGUCACGGAGUAACCUGCUAUAGAAAUAGAUGGCGCUUGGCUGCCUAGUGGCCACUGCUGGUAUUGCACAUAUUUAAAUAAAGGAAAAUGCGAUAAAUGCGCCGAGGCAACUCUAGAUAACUCGCUUGCUGCUAAUUAGCUAGCGUUACAGCGCAUUAAACCUACCAAAAAAAGUGGUUGCAUCUGUAGCUGAAAAAAUUGAUCGAUUUGGGUGCUUUUGCGUGAUUUUAUCGUUUUUUCCCGAUCCGAAUUUUUUGAGUUAUUUUAUUCAUAAAUAAGAUAAAAUUGUGGAUGGGAGUUUGGUUGAGCUUGCUUUAAUAAAAAUAUGAGAUCAAUUUGAGUUUUAGUUAAUAACCCCUGUUAAUGAAAAAAAUAAAAGUGCCAUGAUAAAUCAUGUGAGUGUAAUUAAUAACAUUUCCCAUACACCUAGACCUUACCCAUACUAGCCUACUUUCAAUGACCCCCUCCAGGUUAUUAAUCAAUAAGACUCCUGUGGUACUCCACAAAAAAAAAGUUUCAAUUAGAAUGCUUUUUGUAAUCUAUCUGUCAGCUAGUUCUCUAUUCAGGUACAAAUACUAUGUUCCAGGCCAACAUUCCUUCAUUUAACCAGUAACCUUUGUGUGGCACUGUAUCAAAUGCUUUAGCAAAGUCUAAGUAAAUCACAUCCACUGCCAUCCCAGUGUCGAUGUUGCUGCUCACCUCCCCAUAAAAGGCAAUUAAAUGAGUCUGGCAAGAUCGGUUACAUAUAAAAACAUGCUGACACUGCAGUGUGUUUGUAAUGAUGUGUAGUGUUGGUUUAUGACAAUUGCAUUUUAUCUUAUGGCCAUCUAGGAAGGCCAAAAGGGGUGGAAGAAGAGGCCAAGUCUGAAUGCAAGUUAGGAUGUAUUUUGGAUACAAUGCCUGUUUUCUCAACUGUACUAGCACAGUCUUAAUUUUAUUUAUGAUGGAAUGUGGGAAAAUUGCAAAUACAGCAGUGUUUUUAUAUAUUGACAACCUUAUAUUGAGCUAAUGGGAUCAAAGGUGGUUGCAUUUGAUCAUAUAAAAAAAACUUGAUUACAGGAACUUCCAUGUUUGGAAAGAUGCAUUUCUGACACUAAUAUUUUUGAAACUGGAAUUGCAGGGAAACUAUCCCUCUGAACAUUUCAGGUCUCGAUAAAUUAUAUUGCAUCAAACAGACCAUAUGUAAAAUACUAAAUAAAUAAUAUUCAAAUAUAUAUUUCUGUCUUAUAGCCGUAAACCAUAAACCAUUGGAUAAUCCCAAAAAGAAACACUGAAGGCAAGUCCUCACUCUGUUGAAUGUUGGUUAAACUAGUUGUGAGAAGCUGAUGUGCUACCACCACAACAUAUGGAGGCAAGACACAUCUGUGUGUUAAUAUCAGGAAUUCACUAUAAUAGACCAAGGUCAAAGCAGGGAAGUCAGGAACAAGGACAGUGCAAGGUAAAUACUUACAGGACAGGAACUCAGUAAUAGGCUUAAAUAGCCCAUAAUUGACCUGGAUCAUGGGGAAAGGACCUCCAGACAACAUGGCAGGCUAAAACACCAGUUCCUCCUAUGGCUCAACCUGGAGGAGCAGUGGUCAGUAUGAGCAGGUCCCUGGCUCUAAACCAGGGAGUUUCUGAUAAGCUCAUAUGCUUCAUUAUGCUUAUACACAAAUCAAGUGCACACAUACACAAUCAAUUAUAUCAGCCAAUGAAUGGGCAUGGCUCUGUAUCUUACUCCCAUGCUCCUUAGAGCUAAGGGAGCACAAUGACACAGAGCAUCACAAAAUGGUGGCCCAUGGUAAAAGUUGUAUACACCAAUUUGAUAGGAUUCUUUACUAGAUCACAUAUGAUGAUACAAAUAUCAGUAUUCAUUCUGAAGGUAUAGUUUUCCUUUAAAAAACAACACCACUGCAGCACAAGAGAGACCUGCACAUCCUUCCUGUUUCUAUUCAUGGCCUAAACAAUACAGUCCAACCUUACAUCCAUUUAUAUGUACCACUCUCCAUGACAUUAUACUCAACUCUUGUUUUUAUUCACAGACAGUGACAUUUGCAUCCCAUGCCCAAAAAUGGAAUUGCCCAACGAGGAAAGGAGUCAAUGUAUUGCAAAAGUUGAAGAUUUUUUAUCAUAUACCAAUGUGAUGUCUGUAUUUUUCUCGGCUAUCACAGCUUUAUUUUUUCUUAUAUCUCUGUCGAUACUGGGAGUUUUUAUUAUACACAGGGACACCCCCAUAGUGAGAGCCAACAACAGGAGCCUGAGCUUCCUCCUCCUUGUCUCCAUCAAGCUGAGCUUCCUCAGUGUGUUUCUGUUCCUCGGUCGCCCUGUGGAUAUAACCUGCAUGUUACGUAGCUUCACCUUUGGAAUCACCUUCUCCAUAGCUGUCUCUUCUCUCCUGGCCAAGACUAUCGUGGUUUGUGUUGCUUUCAAAGCCACCAAGCCAGGGAGCUCAUGGAGAAAAUGGGUGGGAGUCAAACUGUCCAAUUCUGUAGUCUUGUUCUGCUCAUCCAUUCAAAUAAUAAUCUGCAUGACUUGGUUGUCCAUUUCUCCUCCCUUUCAGGAACUGGACCUUCACACUUACCCUGGAACCAUCAUCAUUCAGUGCAAUGAGGGCUCAGCUAUUGGCUUUUACUCAGUUAUUGGGUAUAUGGGGCUUCUGGCAGCUGUUAGUUUUGUUUUAGCAUUUUUAGCUCGGACAUUACCGGACAGUUUUAAUGAGGCCAAGUACAUCACUUUCAGCAUGUUGCUCUUCUGCAGUGUUUGGAUCACAAUGAUCCCGGCCUAUCUGAGCACCAAAGGCAAAAACACUGUGUGUGUGGAGAUAUUUGCCAUACUCACCUCAAGUGCUGGACUUUUAGCCUCUAUAUUUCUGCCCAAAUGUUACAUCAUCUUAUUGAGAUGUGAAAUGAAUACAAAAAUGUAUGUGUUUGGGAACAAAAUCUAAUUAUUUUUCAAUUAAACAUGCAUAUAGUGACUCUCACAUGAAUUACUUAAUAGUUAAUUAGUGUUGAAUAAAUACUGUCCAUCCAUUGCAGGAACAACAAUAAAAGCCAUUGACAGUUGAGGUAAAUGUGCCCAAUGGUAAAGGGGACCUGUGUAACGGUUGGCACCCUAAAUCUAGGCAGAAUCAUAGUCAGAUGAGACCGGGUCAGGGCAGGCGGAGAAUAAUUGUAGUCAGGCAGGCAAAUGUCAAACCAGGUAGUCAAUCAGAGUCGGUAAUCAGAGCAAGGGUCAGGUUUCAGAAGGUAGAAUAGUCAAAGCCAGGCAGGGUCAAAAACAGAUAUGAAACAGGAACAGGAUCAGAAUCAGAGAGCUUACGCUCAAAACACCACAAGGAUAAACCUAUAACGGGCAAGGUACUGAAGCCAGAAUGAGCCUUAUAUAGGGGUUUGAAUUUCACGCCAAAACGUGCCUCUGCGCGUCUGCAUCUAUAAAUAGAACGGGUCGCGGGCGCGUGAGCCCUAGGAACCCAAAAUGGAGGAGGAAUAAGAACGGUGUGGCGGGAGUCCCCACUGGACCAUCAGGGUAAGUCGUUUUUAUUACAACCUGUCACCCUAUAAAAUAAUUCUAAAUCCUCUUCUCUCAUGUUUAUCAAGCAAAAUCAUUUAUUUUAUACUAAACAAACCAUAAUUACUUUCUUUACUUCACAAUCACAGCAGUAAGGCACAAUGUAGUUAAAGCGUCAUCAUCAUUAUUAUCAUUAUUAUAUACAGUGUACUCAGGUGGGAGGAGCAAUGUGAAGAAUGAAAGCUAAAAUGUUGAAUGUUAUGGAUGUAACAAUUUAAAAGGCUUUUAGUAUAUAGCUUUUUAUUUCUGGAAGACAGAACCCCAAUAACAAAAACUGUACCCUUAAAGGGGAAUAUCAUGAUUUAUUUAAUAUUGAAAAUAUGAAGGCUAUACAAAGGUUUUAGGUUUUAUUGCACGAUUUUUGCAAAUUAUUAUAGCAGCCUCCCCUACUCUACCCUCCAGAAUCUCUGGUUCCUGGUCUGUGUCAGUGAUUGAGAAAGAGUCGAGUGACAGAGCAAAGUGAAAGCUGAUUUGCUGGGGAUAUCAAGAGGCCACACCCACAACAGAAAACGUGCAGAGAAGAAGAGAAACAAUGGAGUUUGGCAGGACUGAUAAGAACUGCAUUGGCACAGAUAACAUUAAAGCAGCUCAUUGUUUAUAUCAUUUAUAUUGUUUAUACCCCAUCUUUUUGCUUUUGGUUUUGUGCUAUUCCCUGAGCAUGCUCAGAUCAGCAACCUGUGAUCCUUAUGCAGAUACAUUCUACAGCUGGACUGCACAACAAUAAAUAAAAAGGAGCAAGAAGAAUUCCCUUUUCUAUUUCUUCUGUAUAAAGAGUGAGGACUCCCGGGACUCCCGGCACAGACUGAUCCACUGAAGGAACUGACAAUCUUUAACUCUUCAUUUCCCUUCAGUGAAUUAACAACAAACACUAUGAGAUUCAGCCUGAACACACAGACAUAUUGUGUCUAUAGAACCAACACAUUUCUCUUUCUUAUGCACAUUAUUCACACUGGCUGAGGUUUGAUAAGAAAUAGUAUUAUUAUUAUUAUUAUUGUUAUUAUUAUUAUGUAGGGGACAGGAAGAAUCCUUCCCCUGUUUGUCUUCCAGUGACAUCAUCCAGCCCAGUUGCAUGCUGGAUAGUGACCUG